Teleopsis dalmanni is the source of this 369-nucleotide messenger RNA. RefSeq lists its product as uncharacterized. The transcript has a single exon. The record is from RefSeq and is a predicted model, not a curated record. Bases 1 to 369 code for a protein of 122 amino acids. Lineage: Eukaryota; Metazoa; Arthropoda; Insecta; Diptera; Diopsidae. Gene Ontology annotation, molecular function: nucleic acid binding.
AUGCUAAAACGACGUAUGGCGAUAUCACCAAAGGCUCGGGUCACCCCAUCUCCCCCAUUUGCUAGAUCUGGUGUAGACUAUUGCGGUCUAUUCAACACGCGAAUUAGCUCCAAGGCUGUACGAACGUUACGGAAGGCUUACGUGGCAAUCUUUGUGUGCAUGAUAACCAAGGCAGUUUAUAUCGAACUGGCUGAAGAUCUCGCUUCUGAGGCAUUCAUAAAUGCAUACACCCGUUUCGUAAACCGGCGUGGUCCAUGUAACCAUUUAUACAGUGACAAUGGCACUACAUUUAUUGGCGCAGAUUGCUUAAUGGCCGCUGACUUACAGGCUUGGCAUAAUAAAUAUUCUCAACAGCAAUUGUCAAAUUGA